AUGCCAUUCGGAGGCAAGGUUGUAGUGCUUGGAGGGGACUUUCGGCAAAUUCUACCAGUUGUGUUGAAAGCGUUGAGACACAUUGUUCAUGAUACAAUCAAUUCAUCACCGUUGUUGAUACAAUGUAACGUUAUGAAGUUGAACAAGAACAUAAGACUUGAGUUGCCCUCCUCUUCCGUCAAUGCAGAUGAAAUAAGAGAAUUUGCGAAAUGGAUAUUGAGAAUCGGCAAUGGCGAUGGUGGCGAGGUAAAUGACGGUGAUGCCACAUUUGAAAUUCCCGAUGACAUGCUGAUUCGGAAUUCUUCAGAUCCCUUUUUGGAUCUUAUAGAAUUUGUCUAUCCCGAUCUGGUGACCAACCUUUUCACUCCCGAGUAUUUCGAAGGCAGAGCAAUUCUUGCACCCACUAAUGAAAGUGUCGGUGUUGUGAACGAUCAUUUUUUGUCGAUCAUAACUGGAGAGGAUAAGGUCUAUUUCAGCUCCGAUAGUAUGUGCAAGGAGGAGUUAUUGUCGGAUGUCAACGCAGAUAUAUACUCACCUGAGUUUCUCAACACCAUAUCAUACUCCGGAAUUCCACCGCAUAAGUUGACAUUGGAAAGAGGUAUUCCCGUUAUGCUCAUCAGAAAUAUUGAUCAGGCCAGAGGAUUGUGCAAUGGAACAAGGCUUCAGGUUGUUAAUAUAGGAAAACACGUUUUCAACUGCAGGUUCCUAUCCGGUAAACAUAUUGGUGAUUUGGUGUUCAUUCCUAGAAUGACUUUGGUACCGUUCAACUCUACAUUGCCUAUUAAAUUCCAGCAACGUCAAUUUCCGUUGAUGGUAUCAUUCGCAAUGACAAUCAAUAAAAGUCUAGGACAGACUCUUUCUCACGUGGGUCUGUAUUUGCCGAGACCUGUUUUUAGUCACAUGCAACUCUAUGUCGCACUCUCGAGAGUUAAGAGUCGAAGUGGCAUAUAG
Molecule: messenger RNA, 951 nt
Organism: Erythranthe guttata (spotted monkey flower)
Lineage: Eukaryota; Viridiplantae; Streptophyta; Magnoliopsida; Lamiales; Phrymaceae
Biological process (GO): DNA replication
Cellular component (GO): replication fork
Source: RefSeq, a predicted model, not a curated record